Messenger RNA from Paramecium tetraurelia, 2294 nucleotides. RefSeq lists its product as uncharacterized. The transcript has a single exon. Gene Ontology annotation, cellular component: cytosol; nucleus. Gene Ontology annotation, biological process: positive regulation of protein phosphorylation; rescue of stalled cytosolic ribosome. Gene Ontology annotation, molecular function: translation regulator activity; ribosome binding; protein kinase C binding. The record is from RefSeq and is a predicted model, not a curated record. Lineage: Eukaryota; Ciliophora; Oligohymenophorea; Peniculida; Parameciidae.
AUGAAUAGUUCAAUUAAUAUUUCAAAAUGCUCAAUACACAAUGAAAGCAGUAUAAUAUUCGAUACAGAUUAACAAUGUCCAGAGAAGAAAAUUUAUUGCAUAAAAUGCUUGGCUUAGAACUAUUAAAACCUCAUUCCAGUUGAGAACAUUUUAGAUUUCAAAAGGGAACUUAUAUAAAUGCUCAUUCAAGAAUAAAAGAACAAGAACGAAAAUAAUAUAGAGAAACUUGUUGAAAUUAUAAAAACAUAAAGUGACACAAAGAAUAAUACUAUAGCAAUAGUGGACAAAAAUAUAUUAAAUUUGAAUGAACAAAUUGAAGCUAUUCAUAGAGAAUCUACGCUCCUUUCUGAUCUAAAUGUUGAUAUUUAAGACGAAGAAUCCCUUCAAAAAUUGUUCUAUUAAGUUUAACAACAAUCCUAAAGAGCACUUUAAAUUAAAGAAUUGCUUAAUCAACAAUUACACAAUUUAAAAUAUUUCGAAUAAGCCUAAGACUAUAUUAGUUAAAAAAUGACUGAAAUUUAGUUUGAAAAUUCUCAAUAAGUGAAAGAAAUGAAUUAGAACUUUUAAUAAUUGUUGAAUAGAAAAUAAAAGAAUUAAAGUGUGAAAUGUUAAAAGCAUACUCAAGAAGGAUUGAUGAUUGAUUUGAAUGAAAGUAGUGUCAUAUUAGGUAGAUUUGCUUGUUAGGAUUGUAUAUAGGAUCAGAAGAUAUCUUUUACUAAACUAGAAGAAUUUAAUAUAUAAUGCAAAAAACAUUUAGAAGCCAAAAAAAUAGAAUUAACUAAAUUUGAGUGUUUUACUUAAAAAACAAACUUAGCAAUUGAAAAACUAAAUGACCAUAUUGCGAGAAUUCAUUAACAUUUAUCUAAUGCACUCUCAGAACUGAAAGGCUUGAGCGAUGCACAUUUAGAUGAACUCUCUAGAGAAUAGAGUAGGAAUACGAAGGAUUUAAAAGAUCUAUCUUAAAGUGAACUUACAGAGCUGGCCGAAGAAAUAAGCAAUAAGUAGUAUCUGAAUGAAUAUAAAAAAAAGAUAUAAUAAUAAAAUGAAACAAAAGUGAGGAAAUUUUAAGAAGCUUUAAAUUCGGCAUAUAAUGAUUAACUUAAAUUAUUUCUUGACUUUUACUAAGAAAUUUAUAACAUUUAAAUGUGUAAUAAGAAUUAGAAUAUUGAGAGGAUUCGAUAGAGUGAUAGGCUCAAAAUAUGUUCAUGUACUAUACAAUUGUAAUUGUACAACAAUAAAAACACCUAGAGUAAAAUACUUUAAUAAAGUAAGAAUAUAUCAUAAUAAAUUGCGAAUCAAUAAAUAAGCACUAUUAAAUAAGAAAAGUGGUGUUUUACUAUUUCUUUUUAUCGUGAUGGUUCUUAGAUGGUAGUCAGUUCUAAUGAAUAAAUUAAGGUGUUUAAAAAUUAGAAUGGAUAAUUUUCAUUGACUCAAACUAUAUCUCAAGGCCAUACAGAAAAUGUUUAAUGUUUGAAGUUUAUGAAUCGUUCGUAAAGAUUCAUAUCUGGCGGAAAAGAUAAAUUGAUAAUAGUAUGGUCUUUAAAUGAUAAAUAAUAAUAUUUCUGUGAAUAAAAAUUAAUUGGUCACUGUUAUGGAGUGACUUGUUUGGAUUUUAAUAAAGACGAAAACCUUCUCAUCUCAGGUAGUACGGAUGAUAAAGUCAGAUUUUGGACUCUAAAAAAUGAAUGGGAGAUGUCUGAGACCUUUAUUCAACACGAGGAUUAAGUGCAAGCAUUGAGUUUAUCAGAAAAUUAAUAAUUGUUGUUGUCGUGUUCUAAAGAAACUAUUCUAGUGCAUCAAAUAAUAGAUCGCGAGAAUCUCAAAUGUGAACAAAUAUAAAAAAUCUCUUCAUAGUUUCCUAUCUAUAGGAUCAGCCUUAUUAAUAAUAGGAUUUUUGUUUUUCAAUCUUCUAAGUCAACACUGUAGAUUUAUCUACAAGAGAAAAAUUCAUAAAUCUUUACUCCAAAAGAUCAAAUCUAAAUAACAAAUACAGAAAACUGUUAUUUAUAUUCUCCAACAAUAUAUUUAAGUGAUUAAGGGCUACUAAUGUUUAAAUCUGGCCAAAACAUUUAUCUACUAAAAAGAACAAAUGACCACCAUUUUACUAUUUAAGAAAAGAUAUAAUAUCAGGGAAUUGAGACAGUUGCUGCAAUCAGUCCUGAUGGUUAAUAUUUGAGUGCUUGGAAUAAAGAAUUAAAAGAAAUUUAAAUUAGAAAGCUAGUAUGAACGAUAUCAAAAUGUCUUAUGAUUCAAUUAGAUUUUAAUAUAUUUAGUUUUAUUAAUGAUCAUUUUGC